Dentiscutata erythropus is the source of this 2484-nucleotide messenger RNA. Lineage: Eukaryota; Fungi; Glomeromycota; Glomeromycetes; Diversisporales; Gigasporaceae. The record is from the annotation of a GenBank genome assembly.
AUGAGAAAUAGUUGCAAGUUCCUUAUUUUUGUAGGAUUAGCUAGUAUUGAAAGAUCAGCACAAGAGGAAACAUUUUUACAGCUUUUUAAUGCGGCACUUUCAAAUCUUGUACUCUUUAAAAGCAAUUUUGCAGUUAGCAGAGAUAUUUCUUCCAUGUUCCAACGUUUCCAAGAUGGAGCAAAAUAUUUUGGAGAUGAUACUGAUAUAUUUCAAGCAUGUUUUUGUAUAGUUAUUAAAGAUGUCGUAGUAGAUGACAGAGAAGGAGUCAUUAAAGAAUAUCAUUCAAAAUUUGCAAACAUUGUUAAUGAAGAAGAGGAAGAUAACUUCAUAUCAAAACUAUAUCACAACAAUAUGUCGAUAGUUGCUUGGCCAGUAUUUACUGACCCAACAUUUUACACUUCGCUUGAGGAAUUCAAAAUUAUACUCGAUGAACAAGAAUCCAAAUAUAAGAAUGCACGAAUGUUUUUAGAAAAGGCAAAGGUGCAAGCGUGUGACUGGGGAAGUGUCAAAGCUUCAUUGAUGACUAUUAGAACGUUAGAGUUGAAAAAGUUUCUCAAUAAUGCUAUAUCAUUUGGAUAUGAACAAAAGAGUGAUAAUCAAUUUCAAGAUAAAAAUAAACUUACAAAAUAUCUUACAAACCGAGAUGAUGGAACUUCAAUUCCUGACAAUGAUGUUUUCCUCUCUGAAAUCUUCGAUCAUAUUAAUGACUCAACCAAAAUAGUUCAUGAUACCGAACUUAUAUUAUUCGAAGAGAAUGGGAAUUUUGUUGAAAUUUCGUUUAUUCCUAUCGAGGUCCACCGACGAGUAUUGGAUUAUUUAAUUAUUAUUAAUUUGAGCGGUCUUAAAGUUAAGAUUAGAGAUUUACGAAAAUUUUUUGAGGAAAAAGUUUAUGCUCGUGGAUCAGUUCCAGAUUCUGAAUGGGUGACCAAUCUAGAUAAAUUUCUGAAAUUUAUUGUCGAUCGCCGAAUAAAAAGGGUAAACGAAUGGUUUGAAAAGAAUCUUGUAAGAUUCUCUAAAGAAAAUAAUGAAGUUAUCAUUAUCAACUUUGCCCUUGAACGUGAAAUCAACCGUCUCAAUUUAUUCUGGGAUAUUUGCCGCCUUAAAUGUCAUGAAUGCGGCUUAUCCUGUCUCAAAACUAGUCGACAUGACGAUAACCCAGACGAUGCAAGCCAUGACUGUCUAACCGAUCAUGAAUGCCAUCAUGAAUGUGAAUUCAAAGAAAAUCAUCCUGAUGGAAUCAUUCCAAUUUGUGAGCACUUUGCCGCGCAUGAUGGAAAACAUAAAUGCUCAUUUUUACAUUUAUGUGGUGCCCCUUGUAUUUAUGCUGGAAAAAAAAAUUGUCAAAGAGAAGAGCAUGAUUGUCAAGAGAAAUGCGAGGAAGAUGGGAUAUGUAAAAUAGUGACAGAACCAACAGCAAUUGAAGCCGAAUAUGUAAACAGAUUGCCUUGUUGUGUAAAAAUUCCGCCAUAUAAAUUUGAACAUAUUGGACAAAAGCAUGUUCAUGAAAUAAAAAAGCCUCACAAGUGUAAUUCAGGAUGUCCAAACGAUGAUAAGCAUAUUAUUGAACAAGAAAACAAGCAAAAUUUUCAUUUUUGUGAUGAAAAAUGUCCAUAUUGUGCUUAUUAUUGUACAAUGCCUUAUGGACACGAAAAAGUGGAUAAUAGUAAACAUUGUCAUCGAUUAACUGUUGGUGACCAAGGAGAUUUCGUUUUGUGUCAUAAAUUAUGUGAAAAUGCUGGGCGUCAUCGUCAUAUAGAUUAUUGCAAAACUCCAGACGUUUGUAAAUCUGGUAUAACCAAAACACAAAUUAGCCCCAAUCCAUUAAAAGAAAAAGAUUAUGUAUCACAUUGUAUUUUUUGGGAACGAACAGGAUUUAGAGAUCCUUAUUCUGUAAAUGACCUUGAAGAAUUCAAAAAAUGUGACCAUCAAUGCGUUGAUGAAAAACAUGAUAACAAAGAAAAAUCUUAUUGUACACAAAAAAUUUUUCACCCUAGCUUGGAUCAUAAGUCCGAAACUAUUCCAGAUGAUACUGGUUAUAUUUCAGUUGAUGGACAUCAUGUUUCAUGCGAAAGUCCAUCAAAAAUUUUCGGAAAUUUUCAUAUUAUAUUUGUGGUAGACAGAAGUUAUUCAAUGAGUUCUGAUGAUUGCAAACCAAAAUGUGACAACUCUAAGUUAAUAGGUUUGAAAGAUAAUCAUAAUAACCGGCUUGGAGCUGUUAUAGAAUCAGUAUUUACAUUUAUCGAAACUAGAAAAAAUUCACGAAAAUCAACACGAGUUGGACAAAUGGCAACUGAUCGAGAUACCGUAUCACUUGUUCUUUUUAAUCAUUAUGCUACCGCUAUAUUCGAAAAUAGAAGUUUAUCACAUUCAGAAGACCUUUUGGAGGAGAUGAUGAAGUAUUCUGCAGAUGGUUCUACAGAUUUUGCAGAAGGGAUCAAAUGCGCCUCAGGUCUAAUCAAGAAAUAUCAUGAUCCUUUAAAGUAA